Zalophus californianus (California sea lion) is the source of this 6312-nucleotide messenger RNA. It is a transcript of the gene NKAIN3, whose product is annotated as sodium/potassium transporting ATPase interacting 3. The transcript is spliced from 8 exons. NCBI's taxonomy places the organism in Eukaryota, Metazoa, Chordata, Mammalia, Carnivora, Otariidae. Bases 494 to 1264 code for a protein of 256 amino acids. Gene Ontology annotation, biological process: regulation of sodium ion transport. The record is from RefSeq and is a predicted model, not a curated record.
ACACACACACACACACACACACACACACACACACACACACACACACACACACACACACACACACACACACACACACACACACACACACGCCGCAACCCAGACAGCCCACUCCACUUUUCAGACGCCCACCUCCUCAUACUCCCCUCCCCUAAACAGACUUCCACCCACUCACCAUCUGUAGCCUCCCUUCCGCCCCCCCGCCCCGCCUGCCCGGCCGGCUCCCCCUCCCCAAGAAGCAGACCUGCACAGUGGGAGGCAGGGACCCCGCCAGACGCUCGGGUCGAGCGCGCAGGACUGACCUCUGCCCGCCCGGGAAACUAACAAAGGCGGUGCGCUAGCCCAGACCCCAAGAGCCGCGAGCGGCGGCUGCGGGGCGGGCGAGCCUGGGCCGGGCCGGGCGAGCGCCGGGCGGGGGCUGCUCCGGAGUCGGGAGCGGCGGCGCCGGAGGACGCAGAUCUCUCCCCGCGCGCGCCGCUCGGACGCAGCCGGCACCAUGGGCUGCUGCACCGGGCGCUGCUCGCUCAUCUGUCUCUGCGCGCUGCAGCUGCUCUCAGCAUUGGAGAGGCAAAUCUUUGACUUCCUUGGCUUCCAGUGGGCACCAAUUCUUGGAAAUUUUCUACAUAUAAUAGUCGUCAUAUUGGGUUUGUUUGGAACCAUUCAGUACAGACCUCGAUAUAUUGUGGUGUACACAGUAUGGACUGCCCUCUGGGUCACCUGGAAUGUGUUCAUUAUCUGCUUUUAUUUGGAAGUAGGUGGACUCUCUAAGGAUACAGAUCUGAUGACGUUCAACAUUUCUGUACACCGGUCAUGGUGGCGGGAACAUGGGCCUGGUUGUGUCCGAAGAGUGCUGCCUCCGUCAGCCCAUGGCAUGAUGGACGACUACACUUAUGUCUCUGUCACAGGCUGCAUUGUUGACUUCCAGUAUCUAGAGGUCAUCCACAGUGCUGUCCAGAUACUCCUCUCUUUGGUUGGUUUUGUGUAUGCCUGUUAUGUGAUCAGUAUUUUCAUGGAAGAAGAAGACACCUUUGAUUUCAUAGGCGGACUUGAUGCACACUCCUACUACCAGGAUCAUGUUGAGUUAAAGCCUGUUAACCUGCAGGCUCUACAGUCAGCGCCCACCUGUACCUUCACUGCCUCUCAUGUCCAAGCCCAGAGGAAAUUGGCCUCUGAUGACUGCCUGCUGGACAGAGCGGAGGUGGUCGCACCCACCUGCUCUUCCCUGAGAAAAGCUGCUUUGGAUCCAUAUCCCUGUCGAAAUAAGUAAUGACGCUGACUCUGAAACAUGGCUGCUGAACUUGACUUAGGAAGCCAAGCACCACUGAGAGCACCUCUCCGCAUUGACACGUCUCACCUCCUCCCAGAGGAUGGACUACGCCUCCCUACUUCCCCACGAGUCACUGAGUUCUUUUGUCACAGUCUGUAAUAUUAGCAUUGUGCGCUAGAUGAGUUGUAGGUGAAUGGGUGGGUAUUUUUUAAGUCAUCUUCUUCUUAUAUGAAUACUUGUAAGUUAUUUAAAAAACUGUUUUUUCAUCUUUUUAACAAUAUUUGGUGUGGGGCAUGCAAAAAGAAAAAAUUUCAUGAAAACCUUCUACAGUCUAUUCUAAAAGAAAUACUGGUUUUUGUAUCGAGGUGUUCAGUCAAUGUUGCUGAUGACUGCAGUUAUCUUAUGCCCAAUGGAGUUUGCAUUAACAGACAUUACGGGGGCUACACAACAUGAAGUUAGAUGCUGUGAGAGCUGAUAAAUGGGUACGAACAGUGGAUCUGGCUUUCAGACUGACCAUGGGUCAUUUUUUCAACACCACAAGACAAAACAUGAUGUCCUUCUUUGUUCUCAACUUUCCAGAAUGCAGAAUAACAUUAUGUCAGUCUAAAAUUUUCAGAUUCAUGCAUGUUAUCUUGUUCUUCCUGUGUUCUGGAAAUUACAUGGGGGUAUGGAAGGGUAACAUGAUUAGUAGAAUACCUUUCCUCCUUUGGAGGGUAUAUGGGUAUCUCUGAUGUUCAUAUUUUCUAUUCUUUAUCCCAGUUCUGACAUUGGUGUCAGACCAAAACAUAGAGCUUGUAGGCUUGGGAGACAGAAAUCACAACCAUAAAUCUGCAAUCAGGAAUGUUGCUCUCAAGAUAUUCAAAAGGAGCUUUAAAAAUGGUAUGGAAUUCUCUAUAAAGGCUUCUUCAAAAGAUAUUUAUAUUUGUUCUACAUCAAUUUUUCUUUCUCCUACCCCAUCCCAAUAACUAAAAAAGCAAUAUGGGAAACAUAAUUUUCUAUAGAAAAAAAGGACUGUUUUGAAGGCACAUCACAGUUUUUUCCUUUUGUAUCUUUCAGUUACUAUCUCCCAUAUCAAAGUAAGUUUUGCUCACUUUGUAUAACAACCAACAUGAGGCCACCCAUAAGCCACAAAAUUGUGUACAUGUGUACUAUUCAAUCUAAAAGUUGUUAACUUAGCCCAUACAUCUCUAAGAAGUCAAUCUAUAAACCAUCUAAAAUCACAUGCAAAUUUUUGUAUGUGAAGAGAGGUUCUUUUUUAUCUGUCUUGUUGGAGUCCAUAUAUUUUAUGAGACUCUGUUAAGAAUCAGAACUAAUACAAAAAAAUCUACCCUGGUUCCUCCCAGUUCAUGACAACCACUGUGGCAUUUUAGAGGCCCAUUUUAGUCACUAGCCUUUGGAUUGUGCCCCUUCAGUCAGGCAAGGCACACUGAGUCCCAUCAUUUUUCAUUCUACUGAAUAAACCCAAAUUCAAAGUGAAGAGGAGUUCACAGGGACCUUGGAGAUGAUCAAAUCCAAGCUGCCAUUGCACAGUGGAGUGAUCUGAAGCCUAGGGGAUUUGGUGGCCUUGUCCAGAGUCCUGCGUGUAUACAGAAGGGCAAGAGCUAUGGCCAAAGGAAGGGGAAUUGGAGGGCAAAAGGUAGCAUUUGGGUUCCAGGCCCACCACUGUGGCCUUGGACAGUGCUGGACAUCUUGGCCUUGGAAGUUUCCUCAUCUGCAUGGUAGAACUAUAAUCCCUACCUCUUAAGGGUGAGGUGAGAAUCAGAUAGAGUGUAAAAAGUAUCCUGUAAACUGUGAAGCACUCCACAUUUGAAAGAGGCAGUUAUUAUUGUAAUAGCCAGAAAAAGUUGGACCCUGUCUGGAGCUCUUGCUAUAUAGCCACGUGCUAUGAAAACACCAAACUCUUCGAAGUUUUCUAAAAAGUAGCUUGAAAAUAUUGCCAUGUUUAAACAGUUAGAAAUCCUGAAGAUGAAAAAUUGCAUUUCCUAAUUAAAAAAUAACUUUUGUAUUUCAAGAUUAAUACAUAUGAUUAUUAUGGAUAAAGCUAAGAGAUUAUUGGAGACAUAGAAUGUCAGUAAGACAGGAGAAUAAAAUUAACACAUGAGUAUUUUAAACUGUCAUUUCAUUGCCCAUCCCUCCCCCCCCGACAAACAAAACACAGUUAACAUUUCACAAAAAAGCACCAUACUUUUAUUGCUGUUCUAGCUUCAUGUGUGUACAUACUGGUAAGAUGCCCUGGAGAGUCCUACACCUUGUGUCACGGCAGGUGACAGAUUUGAGGAGGAAAUCCUUACACUAGUGAUUUUUCUAUGGAUUUUCAAUAUAGGUAACCACUUAAUAUGGUAUCCCAGCAAUCUGUAAUGACAAUGCUAAAGUUCCAGAGAAUUUACCUCUCAUCAGAGACAGGUUAGAUCGAUCUCCUCUCCUCCCCACUUUGCUUCUCCCUACCUCUCCUCUCCUGGCUGCUCCAUAGAGGUUCUGCUUCCCUACAACAAAGGGAUGAAAAGAAGUGCUGAGCUUUGCAGUAACGCUCAGCAGUCAUUCUUGAUCUGGGUCUUUCUAUUCAGAGCUGUCACGGUCGCUGCUCCUUGGGAGUGAGUGCCUCCAGUUCUUAGAAUUCUUGCCUCCUGUUUUAGGAAAUCCAUCCAGCACUGCACAUUAUGCAGUGGGGCUUUCAACAAACGUGUUUGCUAUGUCUCCAUUUGGGCCAAAUUUUGGCUUCUCCAUAUGCAAUGUGUGUCUGAGCGGAGUAAGGGAAAAAUGAAUAUUCUCUGAGCCUGCACUCAUUUGCCAGAAUCUCGGCAUCCUGAGACAGGGUGCAGCCCCAGGUUCAAGAGUCCUCCUCAGAAGUGGUCCUGGUAAAACUGAAAAUAGGACGCCCACUGCCCAAGAGCCCCUGGCGCUGACUGGAAUGCAGAAGGGGAGAGUUAAAAACCAACGUUUUUUUCCCUCUUUGAACCACUUUGGCAUUGUGUCUUAUAAAACCUCGAUGAACCCUUCCCCAUCUUCUAUCUUGUGUGGACAACGACUUAUCCUUUCUUAAGUGUCUUCUGCUGACUUUGUGUGGAGUCACAGACAGCUGGGAUGAUUUCCAGUCUACCUUCUUUCUUUCUUUCCUCUUCCAGUCAUAUUUCAUGACUGCAAAAGUUGAGCAAGGGAGUUACAUGGCGUGGGAGGCUGUUACAGAAUUCCCAGGAGACAGAAUAUAUCUUUGAGUAUAGAACAGUCUACAUCAGAGAAAUCUCAAACAUCUCUUAGGAAGAGCUCUAAGCUAAUACAUCUCCAGGUAUCUUAAGACUUUCAUCUGCUAUAUAACAUGAGGGUAUGUAUCCCUGAAGCAAAAACAUGUUCAUACCACUCAAAAACUGAGAGGCUUUUGACUUACUUGUUUUGAAGAUAACUUGACAUCUUGCCCUAGCAAAAUAUUGACUUCUUUCUUUUUUUCCUUCAGAAAAAUAAGCCCUGCUAUUUCCUAUAGACCUAACUGAGGAAGGUAGCCACCUUCGAGAGGCUGGGAUCUAACAAAAUAUAGCAAGGCUGCCAUUUGUCUCACUUAAUGAAUGGGACACUCAUGAUUGAGAGAAAUUUGUGUUCACUAGAACCAACUAAAAUGUGUGUUGCAAAGCUGAGGAAAACCAUCAUGACGCUGCUAAAUUGAGAAGCAAAUAAAAAACAAAAUUGUUUUUUUCAAUCCUUGUAAAUUAGAAAGGAAUCUUGCCAAAAAUAAGCAUCUUCAUUUUAGACAUAAUUUAAAAAUUUAUACUAUCUCAAAAAUACUAUCCCCAAAAACAAACAUCUUCAUUUUAGACCUAAUUUAAAAAUUUAUACUAUCCCAAAAUUUAUACUGUCCCAUAGUGGACUCACUAUGGAGUGAAUAUUCUGGCUUAUUAUUUCUGAGUUACUUGAGUAUGUAACUAGGAGAAUUUCUGCAGUUGAUUAGAAUUCAAAUGUUCUAACUUGACAUUUUAGCUCAAGGUAGUAGCUGCUUUCAGAAUAUAACUGAAUUAAGGAGGAAAAAAUAAAAACAAUUGAUCUUUUUAAAAUUAGAAACCUUGAAUGUCCAUUUUUCUUGUUUCCUUCCCAUUUAAGAGUCAUCUGUAACCUUUGCUGGAUAGGUUUGUGAAAGUGUCUGUGAAUCCUGUUCAAAUAUUCGUGAUAAACAGGCCCACAACCUAAGGACAUUAUGUCCAAAAGUAGAACUGAAAAAAGAAAUCAUUGCUCAUAUAACUGCAUAGUGUGCAAUGCAGAAAGGGAGCAGGCAUAUUUUAAUUAUUAGAAGAUAUAUUCAUUAAGAAAGAAUUCUCCAAAAAACAAAAUUCUCAAGAAUUUCAAAAUUUGUGGGUAGCUUCUCUCUUUUUAUCCUAAAGAAACAAUUUCUUUACUGAGGGAAAAGGGGGAAAAAGCCAUUUCUAGAAGGUGGAUAAACUUUCUUAACUAUAAUAUUUCUAGAAAAAUUUGGUGUCAGAUGAAAAAAAUGAAUCAUCUUCCUUGGACCUGCAAGCAUAUUAAAAGGCAAGAAUCAUGUUAAAUGCUAAACAUUUCAAAAAUAUGAAAUAUUCAAAGAAUCUAAAAUAGGCUCUGAUUUAAACUUGAGAGCUAAAUUAAGAAGAAAAAGAAAUGAGGUAGGAAAGAGAAGAGGGAGGGAGUAAAGGGGGAAAGAAAGAGAAAGAAAGGGAGGGAGAAAGGAAAGAAGGAAGAAUCCAAAAUUGAAAGUCUACCUAAUUUGGAUUGGGACAUGUCAGUCUUUCACUCAGAGUUGUGUUUGUUUCUUUGAGUGACUAAAACAGUGAACUAUUUUCCAUCGAGGGCAUGCUUUUUCUUUCCUCUCCAGAGUUAGGUUUAAAAAAAAAAAACAAACCAGUUUGAAGAAACUAAUGAUCUAUCUAGUUAUUCUCAUAGAACUUGCUUUGGCAGAAGACCUUGUCAGUCUAUAAUAGUUCAGAUUAUAUUUACCUACAGGUGAGAAAGAGAGAGAAAGAAAGAAAGAAGAAAGAAAGAAAGAAAGAAAGAAAGAAAGAAAGAAAGAAAGAAAGAAAGAAAGAAAGAAAGAA